GGAGCAGCGCAGGUUCCGCAGGGUCAGGUGUGGCUCAGGUUGUCGGUCGUAAAUCGAGUGACGGUUUUUCCAUCUUUCUUUUCCCGGGAAUUAGUGAUCGCUCGGCCCUGCUAGAAAAAAAAGAGAGGGAUGUCUCUACGCUGCGGGGGCGUGGUCCGCACCGUGGGCCCCCGGGUAUUUGGAAGAUAUUUAUGCAGUCCAGUCAGAGAAGUAAGUUCCUUGCCAGAUAAAAAAAAGAAAUUUUUACAGAAUGGACCAGACCUUCAAGAUUUUGUAUCUGGUGAUCUAGCAGACAAGAGCACCUGGGAUGAAUAUAAAGGAGACUUAAAACGUCAGAAAGGAGAAAGGUUAAGACUACCUCCAUGGCUAAAGACAGAGAUUCCCAUGGGGAAAAAUUACAAUAAACUGAAAAAUACAUUGCGGAAUUUAAAUCUUCACACAGUGUGUGAGGAAGCUCGAUGUCCCAAUAUUGGAGAGUGUUGGGGGGGUGGAGAACAUGCCACUGCCACUGCCACAAUCAUGUUGAUGGGUGACACAUGUACAAGAGGUUGUAGAUUUUGUUCUGUUAAGACUGCAAGAAAUCCACCUCCACUGGAUGUCAAUGAGCCCUACAAUACUGCAAAGGCAAUUGCCGAGUGGGGUCUGGAUUAUGUAGUCCUGACGUCUGUGGAUCGAGAUGAUAUGCCUGAUGGAGGAGCUGAGCACUUUGCAAAGACUGUGUCUUACUUAAAGGAAAGGAAUCCAAAAAUCCUUGUGGAAUGUCUCACCCCUGAUUUCCGAGGAGAUCUUAAAGCAAUAGAAAAAGUUGCUCUGUCAGGAUUAGAUGUGUAUGCACAUAAUGUAGAAACAGUUCCAGAAUUACAGAGGAAGGUUCGUGAUCCCCGGGCCAAUUUUGACCAGUCUCUACGCGUACUGAAACAUGCCAAGGAAGUUCAACCUGAUGUUAUUUCUAAAACAUCUAUAAUGUUGGGUUUAGGUGAGAGUGACGAGCAAGUAUAUGCAAUGAUGAAAGUACUUCGUGAAGCAGAUGUGGACUGUUUGACUUUAGGACAAUAUAUGCAGCCAACAAAGCGCCACCUUAAGGUUGAAGAAUACAUUACUCCUGAAAAGUUCAAAUACUGGGAGAAAGUAGGAAAUGAACUUGGAUUUCAUUAUACUGCAAGUGGCCCUCUGGUGCGUUCUUCAUAUAAAGCAGGGGAUGCAGGUUUGAGCCCUGGUCUGGGAAGAUCCCACAUGCCGCGGAGCAACUAAGCCCAUGCGCCACAACUACUGAGCCCGCAUGCUGCGACUACUGAAGCCUACGUACCUAGAGCCCGUGCUUCGCAACAAGAGAAGCCACCGCAAUGAGAAGCCUGCGCACCACAACAAAGAGUAGCCCCCGGUCGCCACAACUAGAGAAAGCCUGCGCACAGCAACAAAGACCCAAUGCAGCCAAAAAUGAAUAAUAAAUAAAUUUAUGGGAAAAAAAGCUCUUUUAAAAGAAAAAGAAUAAUGACUAAGCAUUAUGGUUGAGGAAAGGACCAAAGAUAUGGGGGAUAUGUGAAGUUAGAAAAUUAUUGCCAUUGAGAUUUGAGAAGAGAAAAACACCAAUAAAUACAAAAGUCUUCUUUAAAGGGAAACAC
Messenger RNA from Mesoplodon densirostris (Blainville's beaked whale), 1622 nucleotides. It is a transcript of the gene LIAS, whose product is annotated as lipoic acid synthetase. Lineage: Eukaryota; Metazoa; Chordata; Mammalia; Artiodactyla; Ziphiidae. Gene Ontology annotation, molecular function: 4 iron, 4 sulfur cluster binding; lipoate synthase activity. The record is from RefSeq and is a predicted model, not a curated record. Gene Ontology annotation, biological process: lipoate biosynthetic process. Bases 130 to 1251 code for a protein of 373 amino acids. The transcript is spliced from 11 exons. Gene Ontology annotation, cellular component: mitochondrion.